Messenger RNA from Gossypium raimondii (Peruvian cotton), 4226 nucleotides. RefSeq names its product zinc finger protein BRUTUS. The transcript has 13 exons. Gene Ontology annotation, biological process: protein ubiquitination; ubiquitin-dependent protein catabolic process. Gene Ontology annotation, cellular component: nucleus. Gene Ontology annotation, molecular function: ubiquitin protein ligase activity; zinc ion binding. NCBI's taxonomy places the organism in Eukaryota, Viridiplantae, Streptophyta, Magnoliopsida, Malvales, Malvaceae. Bases 254 to 4045 code for a protein of 1263 amino acids. The record is from RefSeq and is a predicted model, not a curated record.
CACAUUCUUAUCACACCCCGGUCUUAAACAUGGAACACCCUGCCUCGAGCCUUUCCUUCCCUCUCAUCUCCCGUUGAAAAUCUCAAACCAAAUACCAAACAAAACAAAAACCGGAAAUAGAUAUAUUAUUACGAAGAAGACAAAUAACAAAUAGAAAAAAAAAGUUAAAACAGCAGCAAGAAAUUGAAGGGCGAAGGAGGAAUUAGUUUAACAGAGAAAAACGGAGAAAGUCAAAGGAGCCAAGAGUUUUCAAAUGGCGAUUCCUAUACCGGAAUUGCGACGUGGAGACGAAGCGGUGGUGGUAUCUACCGGCACGGUGAAACCGCCGCCAUUUGGAGGUUUGUCGGAGGAGAGUGAAGAGAAGUCUCCGAUUUUGAUAUUCUUGUUGUUUCAUAAGGCGGUGCGGAAUGAGCUGGAUGCGCUUCACCGUUUGGCUUUGGCGUUUGCUACGGGAAACAGUGUUGAUAUUCAAUCGCUGUUUCAACGGUACGGUUUCUUCAGAUCGAUUUAUAAGCAACACUCUGUUGCCGAAGAUGAGGUUAUUUUUCCAGCCCUUGAUAUACGUGUAAAAAAUGUGGCAAAAACUUACUCCCUUGAACACAAAGGUGAAAGCAACCUUUUUGACCAUCUAUUUGAGCUUUUAAGUUCUUAUAUGGAAGAUGACGAGAGCUUCCCAAAGGAGUUAGCUUCUUGUACGGGGGCCCUUCGAACAUCAAUUAGUCAGCAUAUGGACAAAGAAGAGGAACAGGUUUUUCCCUUGCUUAUUGAAAAGUUCUCACUUGAAGAGCAAGCAUCGCUAGUCUGGCAGUUUUUAUGCAGCAUUCCUGUGAAUAUGGUGGCAGAGUUCCUUCCAUGGCUUUCAUCAUUUCUCUCACCUGAUGAAUAUCAGGACAUGCAGAAAUGCUUAAGCAAAAUAGUUCCCGAAGAAAAGCUUCUGCAGCAGGCAAGAUUUCUAUUUUCACCAAACCAUUUAUAUAUUUUGGACAAUUUUUUUAUGAGCUUCCUAAGUGUUAAUUCUUUACUUUUAAAGGUUAUCUUUACAUGGAUGGAAGGGAGAAAUGAUGCUAACUUAUUAGGAAAAUAUCAUUUAGAUUCUCCUGAUGGCUUAAGCCAAUCAUUGGACAGUAGAACCUGUCCUUGUGAGUUACCAAAGACCGGGAAAAGAAAAUAUUUGGAGCCUGGUAGUAUUCUUUCUGAGACGGAUGGCACACAUCCAUUGAAUGAAAUAUUGCUUUGGCAUAAUGCUAUUAAGAGAGAAUUGACUGAGAUAGCUGAGGAGGCUAGGAAGAUUCAACUUUCUGGGGAUUUUGUUGAUCUAUCAGUCUUUAAUGAACGAUUGCAAUUUAUUGCUGAGGUUUGCAUCUUUCACAGUAUUGCAGAGGACAAGGUAAUAUUCCCUGCGGUUGAUGAAGAACUGUCUUUCAUCCAAGAGCAUGCUGAAGAAGAAAGCCAAUUCAACGACUUUAGGUGUUUGAUUGAAAGUAUUCAAAAUGCAGGAGCAGUUUCUACUUCAGCUGCUGAAUUUUAUUCCAAGUUAUGUGAGCAUGCUGAUCAAAUAAUGGAAACUAUAAUGACUCAUUUCCAUAAUGAGGAAGUUCAGGUUCUUCCAAUUGCGAAAAAGAACUUUAGUUUCAAAAGGCAGCGUGAACUUUUGUAUCAAAGCUUGUGUGUAAUGCCCUUGAGAGUGAUUGAGCGCGUCUUGCCAUGGCUGGUUGGGUCAUUAACUGAUCAUGAAGCCCGGAAUUUCCUGAAGAACAUGCAGUUGGCAGCUCCAGCAACAGAUAGCGCUCUCAUGACACUUUUUUCUGGGUGGGCUUGCAAGGGUCGAAACCAAGGCAUGUGUUUGUCUCCAAAUGGAAAUGGUUGCUGUGUUAAAAGGUUCAGUGACAUUGAAGAAGAUUUUGUUCAAUCAUGUUGUGCAUGCACUUCUUCCAUGUGUAUGAACGAGACCUGUUCAACAAUUCAUGGAGAUGAAGUUAAAAGGCCAGUCAAAAGAAACAUUUCUGAUUCAUGCAAAACCGGCAAUGCUGCUGAGCUGUCAGUUAGUGUCGAUGCCCAUGAGCAACCUUGUAAUGAAAGGUCUUGCUGUGUUCCUGGUUUAGGAGUAAAUACUAAUAAUCUGGGGUUUGGUUCUCUUUUAACAGCCAAGUCUCUGAGAUCUUUGUCUUUUAGCUCCUCCGCUCCAUCUCUAAAUUCCAGUCUUUUUGUCUGGGAAACAGAUAAUAACUUGUCUGACAUUGGCUCAGCAGAUCGACCAAUUGAUACAAUUUUCAAAUUUCAUAAAGCCAUCAGCAAAGACUUGGAAUAUCUGGAUGUUGAAUCUGGAAAGCUUGGCGAUUGUGAUGAGACAUUCCUUAGGCAGUUUAUUGGAAGAUUUCAUCUAUUAUGGGGUUUAUACAGAGCUCAUAGUAAUGCCGAGGAUGAUAUUGUUUUCCCAGCAUUGGAGUCUAAAGAGACACUUCAUAACGUCAGUCACUCAUAUACACUAGAUCAUAAGCAGGAGGAAAAAUUGUUUGAAGACAUUAACAGUGUUCUUUCUGAACUCUCACACCUUCAUGAAAGUUUUACCGUAGGUCAUAUACCGACUGAUACUGGCACUGAACUUUCUGGUGCCUACAAUGGUGAUUGUCUGAGAAAAUAUAAUGAGCUGGCUACUAAGCUUCAGGGGAUGUGCAAAUCAAUCAGAGUUACCCUGGAUCAUCAUAUUUACCGAGAGGAACUUGAGCUUUGGCCGUUAUUUGGUAGAUAUUUCUCUGUGGAGGAGCAAGACAAACUAGUUGGGCGCAUAAUUGGCACCACAGGUGCUGAAGUGCUUCAGUCAAUGCUGCCAUGGGUAACUGCAGCCCUUACUCAGGAGGAGCAAAAUAAAAUGAUGGACACAUGGAAGCAAGCAACCAAAAACACAAUGUUCAAUGAAUGGCUAAAUGAAUGCUGGAAAAAACCCUCCGAAUCAUCUUUGCAGAAUGAAAUGUCAGAAACUGGCAUUUCUCUAAAAGGUAAUGAUUUUCAAGACAGUUUGGAACAAUGUGAUCAAAUGUUUAAGCCUGGGUGGAAAGAUAUUUUUCGAAUGAAUCAAAAUGAGCUUGAGUCAGAGAUACGGAAGGUUUAUCGGGACUCAACUCUUGAUCCUAGGAGAAAAGCAUAUCUUGUUCAGAACCUUUUAACUAGUCGUUGGAUAGCUGCUCAGCAGAAGUUACCCCAAGCAGCAUCCAGUGAAGCUUCUGACGGCGAAGAUGUAUGGGGAUGUUCUCCAUCAUUUCGAGAUCCAGGGAAACAAAUAUUUGGGUGCGAGCACUACAAAAGAAACUGCAAACUCCGUGCUGCUUGCUGUGGGAAGUUGUUUACUUGCAGGUUUUGUCAUGACAAUGUGAGCGAUCAUUCAAUGGAUAGGAAAGCAACCUUAGAGAUGAUGUGCAUGAGUUGCCUCAAGAUUCAACCCGUUGGUCCAAUUUGCAUUACACCUUCCUGCAGUGGACUUUCAAUGGCAAAGUAUUAUUGUAGCAUAUGCAAGUUUUUUGAUGAUGAAAGGAAUGUGUAUCAUUGUCCAUUUUGCAAUCUAUGCCGUGUUGGUAAAGGACUUGGCAUUGAUUAUUUUCAUUGCAUGACAUGCAAUUGUUGCCUUGGGACAAAGUUAGUGAACCACAAGUGCCUGGAGAAAGGUUUAGAAACCAACUGCCCUAUUUGUUGUGAUUUUUUGUUCACAUCAAGUGCAACAGUCAGAGCUCUACCUUGCGGCCAUUACAUGCAUUCAGCUUGUUUUCAGGCAUAUACUUGCAGUCAUUACACCUGUCCACUUUGCAGUAAAUCCUUGGGAGAUAUGGCGGUUUACUUCGGUAUGCUUGACGCAUUGUUGGCUGCUGAAGAGCUUCCAGAAGAAUACAGGGAUCGGUGUCAGGACAUUCUCUGCAACGACUGUGAUCAAAAGGGCACAGCUCGGUUCCAUUGGUUGUAUCACAAGUGUGGAUAUUGUGGAUCGUACAACACUCGCGUGAUCAAGACCUCGACCCAGACACCAACAACAGACUGCUCUACUGUGAAUCAAUGAAAGGUUUCUCUUCUUUCCCAAAUAAUGUAUAGGUGGUAGUUUGUAAAUAACAUGUAUAGGCAAAUUAUUUUUUCCCCCCAAUUGCGGCAUAGUUUCCUUUUGGGAGCAUCUAGACGCUCUGAUAGAAAACACUACCAAGGCAUUGAAAAGUUAUAAAUGUUUAGAACUAUUUGCUUCUCUA